AUGCUUGUUCGUGUAUUUUUCGUUUUUACCUGUAUCCUUAGUAUAACUGACAGUGUUCCUUUGAGUGAGUUUUUUCCAUAUGGACCAACAGCUAAUGAUCAAGUGUUUCCACCUAAUGAUGAUGGAAGUACAAAUGCUUUACCAUUACCUCGAAUAUUUCCUUAUUUUAAUAGCAACCAUCGUCAAAUUUACUUAGCUAAUAAUGGUCUUUUUUCUUUUCUGGGACCAAUAUCUCAAUUUGUACCUACACCAUUUCCACUUAACGAUGGUCGUCGCGUGAUUGCCGGAUUCUGGUCUGAUAUAGAUACCCGAGGCUCUAUUCCAUCGGGUAAUAAAGUUUAUUAUCAUAUUUAUGCCAAUCAAAGCAAUACUGUUGUAUUUGAAAAGGCAAUAACCUAUGUUCAACAAUAUUUUCCUGGUGAACGAUCAUUUAAUCCAUCGAUGAUUAUUACUGGUACAUGGUAUCAAGUAGGUGCUUAUUCUUAUCAAACGAAUCUAGUGAACACAUUUCAAAUUGUACUGGUAACAGAUGAAAUACGUAGUUUUGCUUUUCUUCUUUAUCAUGAUUUGCAAUGGGCUAGUCCUUCAACUAGUUCUUUAUUAGGUGUCAAUUCAUCAUCUGAAAUCGGCGGCCAAGCUGGUUUUAAUGCAGGUGAUGGUAUUAUUUUUGAAAUGUUACCCUAUUCCCGAACCAGUAAUGUUCGUCGAUUAGUAAAUAUAAGUAAUGUUAAUGUUCCUGGUCUAUUUGUUUUUCGAAUCGAUUCAGAUACAAUUGUUCUUGGUGGCUGUGGUAAUGAUUCAAAUUUAUUAUUUAGACCACGCCGUGGAUCUCAACUUGGUUUUACACCAAUUACUAUUCAAGGUCCAUGUUUCACAAAUACAAGUGAAGGUGAUAUUAAAUGCCGAUUUAGUGAAUCAAUAUUAGUUGAUGCUAUUGUUAUCAGUGAAUUUCAAGCUAUUUGUCUUACACCAUCUGUACCAUUACCUACUUCUAUUAAUGUUCACUUAAGUACUGAUAGAGGUAUUACAUAUCAAUUACUUCCAAACACAUUCACUUAUACAUCAGUUGAAUAUGGACUUUCAUCAGUAGAUAAUGCUCAAGUAAUUAUUCUCAAUCGUACAGAUAUCAUUAUAACAAUAGGUGAUCGACUUAUUCUGGGAUGGUAUUUAUCAGAAACAACAAUGAAUAAUUGGCCAAAUAAUAGAAUGCGAUUUGAAAUAGAAAUGUGGAGUGUUACAUUAAACGAAUCAAAUGGUGGUAUUACAGAAAAUAGUCAUAUUGUACUCCAAACAAAUCUUAUGCCCACAUUAGGUUUUCAAUCAACAUCGAUUCUUAUUCCAUCAAUUGGUAACAAUGAUCUGGCAACAGUAUUUUUUCGUAUUAUAGCACGUGAUAAUUUGACAAAUACCGUUUAUGCUGGUUUUAAUUCUCAAUUAAUUGUAUUACAUGAUACUACCAUAGAUACUUCGGGUUCUUGUCAAACAUGGGCACAAGGACAGCCAUCACCAUUAACAUGGAAUGAAAAUUUAUUACCUUGUCCAUUAACAAUAGCCCAAGCACGUGUUGCACGUUGUUGUUAUGAACCAGAUCCUUUAUGUAUGGAAAAUAAUUAUGAUUCAUCAAUUAAUUGCCGUCUUCGUCGUGGACGAUCUAAUCGUGAUGAAUUAUCAGCUGUUGCGUGUUAUUUAUCACGUUCAACCAAUCAAUGGAACGCAGGUACUCGAUGUUGUUAUGGUAGUAAUGGUCAACUGAUAACUCAUGGUACAGGUGCUGGAACAGAUAAUCGUUAUCGACCAGCAUCAUCUCCAAUUCUUCAUUUCUUUAGUGAUACAUUACCGUUCCUCGCUUGUUGUCUUUUAAAUUCAAAUGAAGAACAUUGUACAAGAUAUUUUGAGUUAAGACCAUCCCGUCGAGGUAGUAAUUCACCGAAUGCAUGGGGUGGAACAUGGGGUGAUCCUCAUUUUACUACUCUUGAUGGUUCAGCAUAUACAUUCAACGGUUAUGGUGAAUAUACCUAUUUAGCUAUUACUGAUUUUUCAACAUCAAUCAAUACUGCUUUUAAUCCAUCCACACAGUCUUUUAUAUUUAAUGCUCAAAUACGCACAGCACCACUUAGUUCAUUCAAUAAUAGUGCUACUGUUAUUCGUGGUUUUGCAGCUAAAUCUAAUCAUUCUCUUGCACAACGUAUGAGCAUUACUGUUUCGAGACGAGAUAUGUUAAUUAUUCAACGAGAUAAUGAAACACUCGAUCUUGAUGCAACAACUGAUGAUACAAUUUCUACAAAUAAUUCUCUUACACUCUUUUUUCCUGAAAUGACUUUAGAACGAAAUCAAACCAGUGGUAUUCUUACACUUUCUUGGUUUAUCGGUGUUAGUAUUCAAAUAACACCUAUUUCAUUAACAGAUGGUCUAGUACUUAAUAUUGGUGUAUCAGUUGCUGGUUCAUAUCGAAACCGUACAUUUGGUUUACUUGGUUUAUAUGAUAAUAACCCAAAUAAUGAUCUUCGAACACCAAAUGGAACUAUAUUAGGUCUUCCUAAUACACUUACUCUUGAACAAAUUCAUCAACAAUUUGGACAACCAUGGGCUAUCGACCCAAAUCAAUCACUUUUUUAUUAUGAAAUGGGUGAUUCAGCGACAAAUUAUGCUAAUCAAAAUAUUUUGUAUAUUCCAUCAUUCAUAUCACCUGAACCUCCCGCAUCUCAAUUGAAUUCAACACUUUCAGCAUGUAAUAUAGAUCCAUCAUUAACAAAUCGAUCAUCGUGGACAACUGCUCAACAAACUUGUUUCUAUGAUAUUGCAGUUACAAAUGACAUUUCUCUUGGACGAACAUCAAGAAUAGCAGCUGAAACUGUUCUUCAAAUUUCUAUUGAUCAACGUUAUCCACCAGAAUUUAAUCCAGAUUUACCACUUAUUCUUACUGUGAAUGAUUCAAAUUCUAUUACAAUCAAUUUCACUGCUAUUAGUCCAUAUACUUCACAUAUAACUUAUAAUCUAAUUCAAGGACCAUCAUCCGCUAGUUUUGAUGAACAAACAGCACUUUUUCAUUGGCAAACAUCAACUUUGAACAAUAGUGAAACAGUAAUACGUGUUACUGCUCAAGAUUCUCAAUAUCAAUUAUUAUCAACACAUGAACUUACUAUACGUAGUUCUAGUCGAAGUAUCGAUGGCGGAAUAACUCAACCAUCGCAUGGACAGAUUACUUCGAUGUCAUCGAUAUUUAUUGUCAUGAAUAUUGUCAUGACAUUUUAUUUUUAUUGA
Molecule: messenger RNA, 3261 nt
Organism: Rotaria sp. Silwood1
Lineage: Eukaryota; Metazoa; Rotifera; Eurotatoria; Philodinida; Philodinidae
Source: the annotation of a GenBank genome assembly